AUGGCCGGCGUUGAUGAAGGUUUUCAGCUGCCCCCAGGCAAUUGGAUGGCGAGAAAAUUAAGAUUAAUAAAUGAUGAAAGCAAGACAUUAUUUCCUCCUAAAACAUCAAAUUCAAGGAAAUCUUACUAUAAAUAUGAUACUAUUUAUAGAAAGGAAUUUAAAGAAUCGGCAAAUUACGACCCAAAAGAUCGUCAACAGAUGUUCAUGCAGUGGAAGAUACCAGCCAGAAUCUUAGAGAGUCCGUCGUCGAGAGACAGAUCGAGUGUGGUGCCAUCUAGACAGUCCUUACAGGAACCAGAAAAACUAGCCAGACAUUCCACACUACCAGAAAUAAAUUUAUCAAAACAUAUAGAUCAAAUAAGACCGGCUACCCACAUGAGCAGCAGACCGAAACGAACACCAUCCAGAGCUCUUGGUACACCCGCUCAGAGUGCUCGUUUAUUUCGGGAGAAAAAGCCCAGUGUAGAUAUUUGGAGAGCAGAAGAAGAAAAGGCUAAAGUUACUAAGAAAUCUAAAGCUCAAGCCUUACGAACACAUGAUGACCAAAAACACAUCAUGGUAAAUAGGAUUAGGAAAACUUUAGAUCCAGAAGCCAGGAAAAUGGUGGAUAAAUGGUUGGAAUCUGCCACUGAAGCCGACCGCAGAAUGGCUAUUAAACUGUUUGCUACAUUAGACAAUAAUAAUUUACCUGAUACAGAGAAACAGAUUAGAAUUGAGGGAAUCUUGAAAUUAAUAAGAAGAAAACAUGGAGGUGACGAGCCAGACGAUCUGUGUUCUAAAAUGAAAUAUAUUCGACUUCAAGAUGCUGAAACUCGUAAUAAUAGAUGGAUGCAUGCUACAUGGCAUCAUUUACCCCAGUAUAAAGAUUGGGACCCUGUUAAUAAUACCAGUUCUAUGUACACCAGACCACACGAACCUACACCACAUGAUUAUGUGAUCCAUCCUGAUUGGGGAUAAAGAUUUGGCUGAUUGACUUAUUGAAGAAAAUCUAUAGCCUAUAAAUAGAUUUGAAUCAUGUUCAAAUCAGCUCUCUGUUAAGUUUUACAUAUUUGUUAAUAGUAUAAGAAUUGUAUAAGGGUAAAAUUUUGAUGUUUGUAUAUUAUCAUUUGUAUGUUUGUUUACAAUUAUUGUAUUUUAUUUUGUUUGUAAAUAUAUGUAAAUGAAUAAUG
This is a messenger RNA of Lottia gigantea (owl limpet), 1169 nucleotides long. RefSeq lists its product as hypothetical. Bases 1 to 957 code for a protein of 318 amino acids. The record is from RefSeq and is a predicted model, not a curated record. The transcript has 7 exons. NCBI's taxonomy places the organism in Eukaryota, Metazoa, Mollusca, Gastropoda, Lottiidae.